Colletotrichum truncatum is the source of this 681-nucleotide messenger RNA. RefSeq lists its product as uncharacterized. Lineage: Eukaryota; Fungi; Ascomycota; Sordariomycetes; Glomerellales; Glomerellaceae. The record is from RefSeq and is a predicted model, not a curated record.
AUGAAUUACAGUGCAAGCUCCGAUAUUGCAGACAAAUAUAAAAGCCUAGCUCGUGGCUCCAACGUCAUUCGGCCCAGUGCCGAAUUCGACCAACAGGAAUUCAUUAACAAAAAUCGAAAAUAUGCCGAGUCUCUGUCGGACAAGUUGGACAAGCCUUUGCUCAAGGAUUACUAUAUAGGAAAGGCAGCUGACGGAGGGCUCUGCUCGGCUGCGGUAUUGCAACGGCUUAGCACCGGCUCCAUCCCACCUGCCACCGAAGACAUGGUUACGGUACUGUCUAGAGUCCAAGGCUCCGCUGAGGUCGACAACGAGCGUGAUUUCUUGACUUGGUGCAGUAACCUAUCAACUUUUUUCAAGAAGCUCAAGUAUGUCAAAAACAGCAAGGGCUUAGAUCUCAACAAUACCCAAACUUUCAUCAAUUAUCUGCUUGACAACUCAGGCAAGAUUAAUACGAAGUACAAGCUUUUCCUAAUCCUUGUUUUUAAGGAUGGCACCUCCCAUGCGAUUGGCCUAAACCUCGGAACUAAUCGCUUCUUCGAUCCUAAUUCUGGCAUUUGGGAUAUUGAAGCUACCAAAGAUGAUGUCAAAAACAUUGUCUAUGCAAUUUUUGGCUUAGAGCAGAUUCGAAAUCAUCAUGGGAAUGUCGUCGAUGUUAGGGCUAUUACUUACGUUGACUAUUAA